GUCCCCUUCUACACCACGCCAGCCUCGACCCGGUUUUCUUUUUUUGGUGAAUCAUGGAGAGGAUAUUUCUUAUACUUCUUCUCCUGGUUGCAUCAUCAAGUGUUUCAGUUUAUUCAUACAAUGUACAAUCAAUUUUCACAUUCGGAGACUCCAUUUUCGAUGCUGGAAACAAUCACUUCAACAAGAACUGCACCGCACAGGCUGAUUUCCCACCUUACGGUUCAAGUUUCUUCCACCAACCCACCGGUAGAUUCACCAAUGGCAGAACGGUUGCUGAUUUCAUUUCUGAAUUUAUUGGCAUUGAUCUCCAAAAACCAUAUCUGGAAGCACAGAUUGAGGUCAUGAAUGGAAGUAGGAAAGCUUACCCCUCCAAUGGAAUCAACUUUGCUAGUGCUGGCAGUGGCUUUCUGCAAGAAACAAACAAGGAUUUUGGAGUGAUUCCAAUCCAAGAACAGCUACUACAGUUUCAAACAUCAGUGAAACAAAACCAAAUUGACAAAACUUCAAUCCAAAAUUCAAUCUUCUUCCUGGAGUCCGGUUCCAACGACAUAUUCAAUUACUUCCUGCCCUUUGAUCCUCCAAAACUUGAUCCAAAUGCCUAUGUGCAGUCAAUGCUAAAAGAAGCAGCAAACCUGAUAGACCAAAUCUACAAACUUGGGGCGCGCCGAAUUGCUGUCUUUUCACUAGGCCCUGUAGGUUGUGUUCCAGCAAGAGCCAUCUUGCCUCUUGCACCGGUCGAUAGAUGUUAUGGAAAGAUCAAUGUGAUGGUUAAGAAAUUCAACAGUGGAUUGGAGAGUUUGGUCAAAGAUAUUCCCACCAAGUACCCUGGUGCCAUUGGAGUUUAUGGAGCAGUUUAUGACAUUGUUCAGCGUUUUCGAGCAGUUCCCACAAACUAUGGCUUUUCUGAUGUCGUAAACGCGUGUUGUGGCUAUGGACCUCUUGGAGGAUUAGUGCAAUGUGGCAAAGAGGGUUACAAGAUUUGUCCAAAUCCCAACUCAUUCUUGUUCUGGGAUUACUUUCAUCCCUCUGAGCAUACCUAUGAACUGAUCUCAAAGGCCUUAUGGGUUGGCGACACGUCUCGAAUCAGGCCAAUUAAUCUGAAGAAUCUAGCCAACCCUGCCUCCUUCAACUAAAGAAUAUUGAGAAGCAGAACAACUAUUUCAUUCAAAUUUAUUUCAAUUGGACUAGCAGCUUACCUGUUCUUUCUUGGUAUAAAAUCUCAAGA
Messenger RNA from Tripterygium wilfordii, 1225 nucleotides. Its product is annotated as GDSL esterase/lipase 6-like. The coding region runs from base 54 to 1133 and encodes 359 amino acids. Gene Ontology annotation, molecular function: hydrolase activity, acting on ester bonds. Lineage: Eukaryota; Viridiplantae; Streptophyta; Magnoliopsida; Celastrales; Celastraceae. The transcript is spliced from 4 exons. The record is from RefSeq and is a predicted model, not a curated record.